GAUUCUUCUUGGAAUGACCUAAAAGUGUAUGCAUUUCUCAAUAUAGUUCAUAUCUCAUUAGUUACAAAAUGAACCAACAAUGGUAAAGAUCAACCAUAUUCAAGGUAUAGAAAAUCUCAACUUACCUUUGUGGAUUAAAACAUGAUUCAAAUAGUUUCUACCUCCCUAUCAAUCAUGGAACUCGAGCAUAUGAUAUAAGACAUAUACAUUCAUAGAAGUGAGUGGCGGCGACGGUGAAGUUGGGCCAUUUUCAUUCCAAACAGUCGCCUCGUUUCUAUGGUUUUUAUCGUAUACACUGUGUGUUUCAACUUGGUAUUUUGAGGCGCAUGAUCAGGUCAUUUGGUUACCGCCUAAAGCUACCAUGUUCAUCUUUCAGAGCGCAUUACAACUAUUGUGCUACAAAAAGCAAUCUUUGUUAUCGCUUCUCUGCACAGGCUGCUCUGCCUCAGCAAUGGACGACGAGUAUCGGCGACCCACCGAGGCCAGAGUUCGAUUCUUAUUCCUAUGCUGCUCUGCUCCAAGACUGUAUCCAAAGCGGUGAUUUAAAUUUAGGAAAACUCAUUCAUUGUAAGAUUGUGAAAGAAGGUGGUUGUGUGGACUUGUUUGCUUUCAAUGUCCUUCUCAAUGCUUAUGUGAAACUUGGGUUGUUGUCCGAUGCCAGAAUGGUGUUCGAUGAAAUGCCCGAGAGAAAUACUGUUUCGUUUGUGACGCUAAUUCAUGGGUAUGCGCAGUCUAAUAAAUUCAUUGAGGCAUUUGAGUUGUUUGCUAGACUACACGGUGAAGGUCAUGAGCUCAAUCCGUUUGUUUUCACUACUGUUUUAAAGUUGCUUGUUAGUAUGGAAUGGGCAGAAUUGGGACGUAUUGUCCAUGGUUGUGUACUUAAAGUUGGGUAUGGUUCUAAUACUUUUAUUGGGACUGCUCUUAUCGAUGCUUACUCUGUUUCUGGCUGUGUUAGUAUGGCUAGAGAAGUAUUUGAUGAGAUUAGUUCUAAGGAUAUGGUAUCUUGGACUGGGAUGAUUGCUUCUUAUGCCGAAAAUGAUUGUUUCUCUGAAGCGUUGGAAUUCUUCUCACAGAUGAGGGUAGCUGGAUUCAAGCCAAAUAAUUUUACUUUUGCUGGUGUGCUUAAGGCCUGUCUUGGCCUGCAGAAUUUUGAUGCAGGGAAGACGGUUCAUUGUUCUGUUUUAAAAACAAAUUAUGAGCGAGAUCUUUAUGUAGGAGUUGGGCUACUUGAACUGUACACUAGGUGUGGUGAUAAUGAUGAUGCUUGGCGAGCAUUUGGGGAUAUGCCUAAAAACGAUGUGAUUCCAUGGAGUUUCAUGAUUUCAAGAUUUGCGCAAAGUGGUCAAUCUGAAAAGGCUUUGGAAAUUUUUUGUCAAAUGAGGAGAGCUUUUGUUAUACCCAAUCAAUUUACAUUUUCUAGUGUGCUCCAAGCUUCUGCAGACAUUGAGAGUUUAGAUUUGAGUAAAACAAUUCAUGGACAUGCACUUAAGGCCGGACUAUCUACUGAUGUGUUUGUAUCCAAUGCCCUUAUGGCUUGCUAUGCUAAGUGUGGGUGUAUUGAACAAUCUAUGGAACUAUUUGAGGCGUUAUCGGACAGAAAUGAUGUUUCUUGGAACACAAUUAUUGUAAGCUAUGUGCAGUUGGGUGACGGGGAGAGGGCAUUGAGUCUGUUUUCCAACAUGCUUAGAUACCAAGUGCAGGCAACUGAAGUGACUUACUCUAGCAUCCUCCGUGCUUGUGCUACUCUUGCUGCCUUAGAACUUGGACUUCAGGUUCAUUGCUUGACAGCUAAAACCAUCUAUGGCCAAGAUGUUGCGGUUGGUAAUGCUUUGAUAGAUAUGUAUGCCAAGUGUGGUAGCAUUAAAGAUGCUCGUUUUAUGUUUGACAUGUUGGAUCUACGAGACAAAGUUUCCUGGAAUGCUAUUAUCUGUGGAUAUUCUAUGCAUGGUCUAGGAGUGGAGGCAAUAAAAAUGUUUAAUCUUAUGAAAGAAACAAAGUGCAAACCGGACGAGUUGACUUUUGUUGGUGUCUUGUCAGCCUGUAGUAACACCGGCCGGUUAGAUGAAGGAAAACAGUAUUUUACUUCGAUGAAACAGGAUUAUGGGAUUGAACCAUGUAUGGAGCAUUAUACCUGUAUGGUGUGGCUUAUGGGGAGGUCAGGUAAUCUUGAUCAGGCCGUGAAGUUUAUUGAAGAUAUCCCUUUUGAGCCCAGUGUAAUGAUUUGGCGUGCUUUACUUGGGGCUUGUGUAAUUCACAAUGAUGUUGAAUUGGGAAGAAUUUCUGCUCAGCGCGUGCUUGAGUUGGAACCUCGAGAUGAAGCAAGCCAUGUAUUAUUGUCCAACAUCUAUGCAAGGGCGAGAAGGUGGGGUAAUGUGGCUUAUGUUAGAAAGCAUAUGAAAAGAAAAGGAGUAAAGAAGGAGCCUGGAUUAAGUUGGAUUGAGAACCAGGGUAAUGUUCAUUGUUUUACCGUGGCCGAUACUUCACAUGCUGACCUGAAGUUAAUCAAUGGGAUGCUUGAAUUUUUAAACAUGAAAACCAGGAAAGCAGGGUAUUCUCCUCAGCUUAAUGCCGUACUACUUGAUGUGGAAGAUGAUGAGAAGGAGCGUCUCCUUUGGUUACACAGUGAAAGAUUAGCCUUGGCUUUUGGGCUGGUUAGGAUGCCAGCUGGAUGCCCGAUUCGCAUAAUUAAAAAUCUCCGUAUUUGUGUUGAUUGCCAUUCUGUAAUUAAGUUAAUAUCGAAGAUUGUUGGGCGUGAUAUUAUUGUUAGAGACAUGAAUCGUUUUCAUCACUUUGAGAAUGGGUCAUGCUCUUGUGCUGACUACUGGUGACCAAAACUUACUUCAUUCACGUGGUGCAUUUAAAUUGAAUCACCUAAUAAGGAAUAACUUGCGAAAUUCAAGGUUGCCUAUAUAUGCUGGUAGUAAAAUAUUAAUAUAUGAGAACGAAGAUGACCAAAGCAAGGUGUGUAAUACGAGGCAAGAAACAGUGGAAUCAACGCAACCAACAUUCAAUUCAAAUAGACUUCAACUGUCAUUAAAUAAAGAAGACAAGAAUAAGGAGAAAGAGAACCAAAUUUAUAGGGUUCAACCAAUGAAGUCUAAAUUCACGGUGCAAGGUGGGCUUAAUCCUUUAUUAAUCACCUCACAAUGGCAAUAACAUACAUACUGCAAAAUGGUGAAGAAUGCCUAGCCAUCAAGCUCUCGCUAGAGCUCUCUUAUGGAAGGGAUCGAAGAAGAAGACAGCAUCCCCUCUCUCUUGCAUCCUCGAUUCUAAAACUCACACCAAACCCCACUCUCAAGACUUGCACAUAGGACACCGUGAAGGAGAGAGGACCAUGUGGGGGAAGCGUCCUUAACAAAUGUUGGACUUACUUUGGACUUUGUUCAACUAGUGUUUAAGAUACCUAUUGCACCAAUAAGUAAUCGAUUUGUAUACAACAAAUGUCAAGGUGAUCAAGUGUAGCCCGACAUGGACAUAGACAUGCUAGCUAAAUUAAGGUGUUUGUAUUUUUUAGCUUCCCACGGUACUUAAGUAAGGAAUCUUGAAUCUGUAUUUGGUGAUUAAACUCUAACUUGAAAGGGCUAAAAGAACUUUUAUAGAGUUUGCAACAACUAGAGACCUUUCGACUACUUAUCAAGAAAAUUUCGUUGUUGUAAUUAAUAAAUAGUCUUCCAGCAGCUGUAUCUUUGAAGAUUUCUAUUCUAACUAGGCCAAGAUUCUUCAUAUCAAAUUCUUUACUUAGUUCAACCAUUAGAUCAACUCAGAGUAUCUUUGAAGAUUUAUGCUAGUUCCUUGGUUAUAAGGUUAACAUGAUCAUAUCUAGUGUAGGUUAAUAACUAUUUACUAUCUAUCUAUUUUUAGUUGAAUCAUUAAUAGUCAAUUAAGUGUGGAUUCAAUCCUCAUCAUUUAACCAAUUGAGUUAUGCUCGGUUUGUUAUCAAAGUCAACGAUUAGAAUUAGCGUUCUAUGGAAAACCAGCUAAAGGGUAACUAAUGCCUCAACAUAUAAAGUGUCGACAUCAUAUAAUAUAAUAGGUUGGUGAACGAGUAAUUAUGUGUUUACAUUACCUAUAUACUUGUACGUGGCCAAAACUUUAUUGAGUUGUGUGGGAAUUGGGAAGGUUAAAAUGAUAAGAGUAGGAAACUAUCUUAUCAAUUGAAAGUGAUGUUUUCCCAUUCCAAUUACUAUGCAUUUGUUGAUAUUCGAGUAGAAGAAUUGACUACGGAAAUUACCUUUACAUCUUUUUUUAUUUUUAUUUUUGCAUAUGGUAUGUCAUGUUUGAUAUUGUGUUAAAAAACUACAGAGAAAAAAGACCCCAAGCUAGAGUACAUUUAAUAUACAGACACGUGUACGUACAUAUCGUAUGUAUAUGUAUUUGUUAAAUCAUAAUUCCAAACUAUAUAUUAUAUGUUUAUAUCUAAUAGAUUUCUAAACUAUAGGAAGUGUUUAGGGACAUUUUUAAAAUAACAAAAUUUCAAAUUCUAUCAAUGAUGUGAUAGACGUCGAUAGACUUCUAUCAGUGUCUAUUAGUGACAAUGUUUAUCAGUGUUUAUCAUUAUUAAUUUUACUUUCAAUCCAUCAACAUUAGUAUAAACUUCAACAAGUAAAUUGUUGUUUUUAAACAAUAUACAUUUUCGGAGUCUUCUUGUUAUACAACUCAAGAUUUGGUGGACAACUUCAAAGUGAAUUGAUCCUAGUAAGUGCACUAAUUGACAUACGUUUUGUUCAUUGCAAAAGUUCAUCAAGUAUGUUGUGAGACAAAUCUUUUUAGCACUAUCUAGACUCAUCCUUAAAAAUUGGGAUGCAAUAAUUGUGGCCAGAUGUUGGGGGCAACUUGACUAGUGAAGAAAUCAAAAGCUUUUAACUACUUUUCCAAAUCAUUCAAGGUAUUCUUGAUCUUGGAGAUUGUUUAAGCCUACAUUAGAAUUUUCUUUACCAGAGAUUAUGUUGUUCUUCAGGAGAUCAUCAAUUUCAACUAAACAGUACUUUCUUUCAAGGGUCACUGUUGAAAAAAGAUAUAUAUAUUUUUUAUACUGAUAUGGUGAAGGGACCCUUAGUUUGUUUUAUUUAAUAGUGUUUUGGUUCUUUGAUUGACACUUUGGCAAUACAUUUAUAUAUGUGCUAAGCCUUCACAUUAAUGAAAUGAGCAGAGUUUAUUUACAAUUGGUGUAAUAACUUAAAAUUACUGUAUGAAGAUGAUUAAUUUUAGCAA
Molecule: messenger RNA, 5211 nt
Organism: Cucumis sativus (cucumber)
Lineage: Eukaryota; Viridiplantae; Streptophyta; Magnoliopsida; Cucurbitales; Cucurbitaceae
Product: putative pentatricopeptide repeat-containing protein At5g13230, mitochondrial
Exons: 4
Coding region: 327-2828 (833 amino acids)
Biological process (GO): RNA modification
Molecular function (GO): protein binding; zinc ion binding; RNA binding
Source: RefSeq, a predicted model, not a curated record